Meloidogyne enterolobii is the source of this 1680-nucleotide messenger RNA. The record is from the annotation of a GenBank genome assembly. NCBI's taxonomy places the organism in Eukaryota, Metazoa, Nematoda, Chromadorea, Rhabditida, Meloidogynidae.
UUUCUAGAAAUGGUUAGAAUUGUAGCAAAGAAUGUUCGAAAGUUACUGUUGGCGUCUCGUGGAAUCACGUCGACAAUUAAACUGCCUGCUAUUGUUAAGACUACGGCUAUGGACGAUAAGCCUAAGUUCACUAAGUUAUUUAUCAACAAUCAAUGGCGAAAUUCGCAGCUUGGAAGAACCUUUUCUAUGUACAAUCCUGUGACUCAAACAAAAUUUGCUGAAGUCCAGGAGGGUGGGACAGCAGACAUUGACUUGGCAGUUAAGGUUGGUUAUUGCUGGCGUUUAUUUAGUUUAAGGAUCGCAGCCUGUGAUGCUAAUAAGUUUGGCUCUGAAUGGCGGCGUAUGGAUUUUGCUGAUCGCGGACAUUUACUUGAUAAACUGGCUUCCUUAAUUGAAAGAGAUGCUUUUCAACUGUUUUGUUUGCAAACAAUUGACAAUGGAAAGCCUUGUGAGCCUCGUUAUUUAGUUAUUUCGAUUGCCAUGUAUAAUUAUUAUGCUUUUUGUGCAAAUAAGAAGGCAACUUUUGGAAUGGACAAUUUUCACAAUAUGCGGAACGAGGCGGAAGGUGUUAUUGGCCACAUCAUCUCUCCAAAAUUUCCUGUGCUUAAUGAAGCAAUGAAAUUAGGACCGGCUUUGGUAGAGGGUAACACUUUCAUCUUAAAUCCUCAAGCACCUUUAACCGCUUUAUAUGUAGCAAAUUUAAUUAAAAAGGCUGGUUUUCCUUCUGGUGUUGUAAAUGUGGUCCCUGGCUUCGAAUCUGCGCAUAAGGCACUUUCUUCCCAUCCGAAUGUUGAUAAAGUUGAAUUAUUUGGCUUUACUAAAAGUGAAUUGCAAAGCGGUGAAUUUUCCCAAGCAAAUUUGGAAAAGAUGACACUUGAAUUGGAUGGCAAACAUCCACAAAUCAUGUCUGGAUAUGCUGAUUUUUCUCGUUUAGAGGAUUAUGUUGCGUUGGAAAGUUUCGUCCGUCGGGCCCAUCUCGGAAUUCUUCGUGAAAAUGGAGUCAAUUUGGAUGUAGAUACCGAAGAUGAUUCAAAAGCCAUUCAUUCUUUAAUCAGCACGGCUCGUGAUCUUGUAGGUUCUUCAACUGUUGGUGGUAAGCAGCCCGUGCCUUUCCAAUUGCUUCGUCGUUUUGAGAUUGAAUACGCGCUUGAAAAGAAAAUUUACAAAAAUGCAUUUGAAUGUAUCAGCGAUGCGAAAAAAUGCUUGACAAGUAAAAAGGGGAAAAACGAAAUAUAUCGAGCCUAUUCAUGUGCUUUGAAGCAUUACUACAAGGAAUAUGGGAUUUUUAUUGAGACUCACAAUGCGUCACGAUAUUUGCUUUUGUUUGCUGCUGCCACAACCGAAGAUGAAUUCAUUUUGGAAUGGGCCCAACUUGUUAACGGAGAUGCGGACACUAUUCACCGAAACUCAUUUAACGGUUCGAUUGACGAAUCACGAAUUUGGGAGAUUUUGAGCAAUAUGAAGAAAUUUGCCAUCAGACUCCCUCAAAUUGACAGUAAAAAAGUUGAGUACGAGUUGAAUCUUCAUGUGCCACAUCAGGAAGGUGAACAGAAAAAUCUCAAAAGAAAAAAUUUGAAGAUGGAGAUUGACUUUAAAAUGUCGAUGAAGAUUGAAAAGAAGCCACGUACCGAGAAGAUUUACGGCUUGGGCCCCUUUGAUUUUAAGUAUAUUUGCUUAUAA